AUGACAUCGACCAUGGAACAACUUCUGCACGGGUACGACCGCCGGACUCGACCCAACGUCACAGGUGCUGCGGUCAGAAUCGGUGUCGUCAUAGACCUCAUUGGUAUUGACAACAUUUCCGAGCUCGAUAUGAAAUACACGGUAACCUAUGACAUCCGCCAGUCGUGGGUUGACGAAAGGCUAGACUUCCGCCGUCUUUACGACGGCAAGAAGAUGACUUUCCUCGGCGAAGACACCUUGAGGAUCUGGCGCCCGGACACUUUCAUCAAGAACGGACAAGGGUCACGGUUCCAUGACGUCACCAAGGACCAGCAGACAAUGCACGUGUUUCGGGACGGAAGAGUGCUUUAUAAGUUAAGGCUAACUACCAUCGCCUCGUGCUGGAUGAAGAUGCACCUGUUCCCGUUUGACACUCAGAACUGCACCCUUCUGUUUGAAACGUAUGGUUACACUACCUCAGACGUAGUUUACUACUGGUACAGGGGAAGGCAGUCCGUCCGAGGCUUCCAGAAAGUCAGACUUGCUGAUUUUAUGAUCGAAAACUUUGACUUCCUCGCAACUACAUCAACAUACAGCACUGGUGUGUAUNNNGGUUUGACAGUUUUCUUCGUGAUCCGGAGGAUCAUGGGUCACGUGGUGGCGGAGACGUAUCUCCCGACAGGCUUCAUCGUGGCUGUGUCCUGGCUGUCGUUCUGGUUCAGCCCGGAUGAGUCAAACGCCAGAGUCUUCCUGGGAAUCAUGACUGUAGUGACGAUAACAAAUAUCGUGGCGAAAGUCCAGAGCACGCUGCCCAGAGUGUCGUACAUCAAGGCCAUCGACGUGUACCUGGGUGUGUGCCUGGUGUACGUGUUCGGCGCCGUGGCGGAGUACGCGGCCGUCAAUCACAACUACUACACGCGCGCCCUCAUGCGGAGGAGACGGGAAAUGCAAGCUGCGAGGAAACGGAGGAACCGUGCAGGCGUCCACAGCUUCUCGGAGGAAUCCAGUGGAGGAAUGGAGGAGAAAUACUCUUCUAAUGAAGACAACACAGAAGGCUCAGAUGACGUCAUUGAUCUCACCCGAACAGGCAAAGCAAAAAGAUGGGCGAGAGGAAGAGAAGAUUGGGGCAGAGAAAUAAGCGGAGAAAGGAUAGAACGAAGGAAGAAACAAACAAACGUUCAAAACACGAAUCACGGUUGUGGGGUGGAAUUUUGCACUGAUACCGAAAUGUCUUUUGGAAUUGAGAAGUCGUCAGAUGGGAUAACUCGAAGAGCUCCGCACAGAUACAGCGUCGAGAUAGAGACGUUACGUACAAGAUCACGCAGAAGGCGUCAUCGGUCAUCCUAUCAUGGGUGCCCAGACGUCGGUAGUGACGUCAGUUACGUCAUGACGGAGAUUGGACAGAGGAUGAGCAAAGAUACAUCUGAUGUGUCUCUGCACCAACAGGGUAACUUAACACGUCAAGAAACCACCUUCUACUCGUGGCCCCAUCACAAGAGACAAUGGCAAAGACGACAAGAGAUCAACUGUUAG
This is a messenger RNA of Branchiostoma belcheri (Belcher's lancelet), 1512 nucleotides long. RefSeq names its product gamma-aminobutyric acid receptor subunit beta-like. Gene Ontology annotation, cellular component: neuron projection; synapse; membrane. Gene Ontology annotation, biological process: chemical synaptic transmission; nervous system process; signal transduction. The record is from RefSeq and is a predicted model, not a curated record. Bases 1 to 1512 code for a protein of 503 amino acids. Lineage: Eukaryota; Metazoa; Chordata; Leptocardii; Amphioxiformes; Branchiostomatidae. The transcript has 9 exons. Gene Ontology annotation, molecular function: neurotransmitter receptor activity; GABA-A receptor activity; extracellular ligand-gated monoatomic ion channel activity.